Messenger RNA from Eimeria mitis, 729 nucleotides. RefSeq names its product Reverse transcriptase, related. Lineage: Eukaryota; Apicomplexa; Conoidasida; Eucoccidiorida; Eimeriidae. Bases 1 to 729 code for a protein of 242 amino acids. The record is from RefSeq and is a predicted model, not a curated record. The transcript has a single exon.
AUGUUAAUGAGGACCAAUUCUGCCAUACUGGCGGAACCACUUGUAUGGCCUACCCACCCCAACGUGCAGUCCGUCUGGCGACCUCAGCAUAGACAGGUGGUCAAGGCACUGAAAAAGCGGCUUAUCGACUUCACAACCCUUCAAGUCCUUGACCGCGUGAAGCCCUACCAGCUCUUGACCGAAGCUUUCGGUUAUGCGAUUGGCUCGAAAAUGAUGCAAACUCGUAGUUUUCCUUUGCUGAGCUUUGUCACCAGCUGGGAUAUGAACCAUUCUAGCACAUCGGGGGCGGGCAGGAAUGAGCUGCGAGACGUGAAAAACGUCGUAGCACUAAUAGGUAGGUAUGUGGGGCCUACCAAUCCGAGCGAUUACCGUGAAAUCUCCGUGGAACCACCGCUCGAAUUUGAAAAAGGAGUUCUGCGGCUGAAGGUGCUGCUGAGCCACACUUUGCCCCCCACUUCGAAAACGAGAUCCCGAGUCAGCGUAGGCCUUCUAUGCCCUGAUGCGUAUUUUGUCCCCCGCUUCGAAAAGGAGAUCCCGCCGGCGUACGCCAGCGUAGCAUCCAGGGUGUGCUGUCCCACGUCUUGCAUUGUUACAGAAUCGUUGGCUCGCGCGAGUUUGGCUGCCUUAACACCAGGCCCCGCUGCCGGCAUCGCCGGAACUACGGUGGAAACAGAACAUCUUUGCAAAGCCAUGCUUGAGCAGCACCAGGUAGUUCAGCGAGGAGCAUAG